GUAAUGGCGACACUGUUGCGCACUUUGCGUGACCACAGUGAUGAUGUUAACAGCUGUAGUCUGUCGGAGGAGAUUUUGGCGACCUGUUCGGGGGAUAAAACAGUACGUGUGUACAGUCUGGCUGACUUUGAGGAGGUGAGUUUCUCCCCGCUGAGAGGACACGGGUACGCGGUCCACUGGUGCACUGUGAGCCGCUGUGCUCGUUAUCUGGCCUCCUGCUCCACGGACGCGCUCACUAUACUGUGGAGUUUAAGUACAGGACAGAUUCUGGCUCAACUGCAGCACCCUGGUCGCAGUCCUGUCCGAAUGUGCUGCUUCUCUCCGGACUCGUCCUGUAUCAUCUCAGCUGCUUCAGAUGGCACUGUGGCGCUUUGGGACCUGCCCUCGUACACACUGCUCAGGUUUGGUACGGUGUGUGAGGGGACCGUGGUGACGUGCUCCUUUUCACCAUGUGGGCAGAUGUUUGUAACAGGCUCCACUUUGGGAGAUUUGCGAUUCUGGAGUCUAACCAUGAAGCCGCUGUGUGCAGAGAGUCAGGCUCAUGACCUGGGAGUCUCCUGCUGCCAGUUUUCUCCACAGACUCAUAUUGAUUGCCAAGUUAUGACAUUUCGAUUGGCAUCUGGUGGGCAGGACAGCCACCUGAAGAUAUGGAUGAUUUCCCAGCAUGCAACAGCAGGUUGCAGUAUAAAGCUUCUCUAUACUCUGAGUGCGCAGUCACUCCCUGUUCUGUCCUGUGCUUUUUCAUUUGAUGGACACAUCAUUGUGUCUGGUUCGGUGGAUAAAACUGUGGUUAUAUAUGAUGCGAAUGAAGGAGUUGUGUUGCACUGUAUAACACAGCAUGAGAGGUAUGUAACAGCCUGUGCAUUUUCCCCCACUGAGCUACUGCUGGCCACUGGCUCCAUGGAUAAAACAGUCAGUAUUUGGAAAAUAGGAGAUGCUUUGCCAACUGAUCUACCAAAAACUGCAAGUCAAGUAAAAAAGUCUUUAGGUCACUCCAGAAUGCUGGUGACUGAUUGGUCAGAGGAGGAUGUGGCUGCGUGGCUACAGGAAGAGGGAUUUGAUGCUCUGAUUCACACCUUUAAGGCUCAUAACAUUGAUGGACCUGAGCUCAUCACUCUUACUAAAGAGAUACUGGCCACAGAGCUGAACGUUGAGUCGCUGGGUCUUCGGAGUAAAAUUAUAAGAAAAAUUGAGGAGCUGAAAUCUGCACUGACGGGUUCUGACAUCCCAGAUGAGUUCCUGUGUCCAAUCACAAGAGAGUUAAUGAGGGAUCCAGUCAUGGCUGCAGAUGGCUACUCGUAUGAGAGAGCGGCGAUUGAGAGCUGGAUCACCACUGGAAACCAUUCCAGUCCAAUGACCAACUUACCUCUCCACAGCACCGUCUUCACUCCCAACAGAACACUUAAAAUGGCUAUAGGACGUUGGAAAGCUUCUCAGUGAUUGCAGCCAUGGUAAUGAUAACUCACAAUGUCUGAGUCUCCGUAGAAUGCCGCCAGGUCCAGAGGAGUGCGUCCAUUCUUGUCCGAAUGAUCUAUAACUGCUCC
Trichomycterus rosablanca is the source of this 1544-nucleotide messenger RNA. RefSeq names its product WD repeat, SAM and U-box domain-containing protein 1-like. The transcript is spliced from 12 exons. Gene Ontology annotation, molecular function: protein binding; ubiquitin-protein transferase activity. Lineage: Eukaryota; Metazoa; Chordata; Actinopteri; Siluriformes; Trichomycteridae. The coding region runs from base 4 to 1440 and encodes 478 amino acids. Gene Ontology annotation, biological process: protein ubiquitination. The record is from RefSeq and is a predicted model, not a curated record.